UCUCUUGUUUGUUUGAAUCAUCAUCUCCUCUCUUUCUAACUUUCGACGUUCUACUCAAACCUCCAACCUAAACCUAACCCUCAUUCGUCUAAUUUCUGUGUUAACCCUCAUUGGAUCUUACCUAGAUUAUAGUAAGUGAAAAAAUGUGGAUGCACGAGCUAUAGGCUGCAUUUGCCAUGGAAGAGGACAAGUUGGUGGGGACCAAUGAGGCAAAUCCCCGAGCGAUUGUGAAGUUAGAAAAAUAUGCUUUUGUUAUUCAAAAUGAAAAUAGGAAAAAUGAAUUGAAGGGCAUAGAAACUCAAAAUAAUGGUAAUGAUUGCCCCGAGUUUGAAAAUGAACAGUAUGAUAUAUCAGACAAGGUAAGUGAUCAAGUUGCUGAAAAGUUGGAAGGAGAUACUUUUAGUAGUCAAAAUAACGAUAAGGAAUUGAAAAAGGCAAAAAAUCAAAAUUUUGGUCAUGAUUUCCAAGAGCUUGACAGCAAGCAAGAUGAUAUAUUAGACAAGAUAAACAAGGUUAUAGACAUAAAGCUGAGUAUUCAUGAGGAAAUAAAAAAUAAUGUGAUGGAAGAAUCUGAGUUGGCUCAGAGGGUAGCUAGUAGUUAUGAUUUACAAAAUGGAUGUCAACAAGAAAACUUAGAAGAAAAUGUUAAAGUUCAAGGUGACUUGUUUCAAAAGGUGCAGGAGAGUGAUUACAUAAAAUCUGAAAAUCAAAUUAAUAUUAUUGGACAAGAGUAUGUAGAUGUUAUGGUAGAGAACAAUGGAAAUUUUGAGCCUAAAAGUUCAGAAGUAAAUCUAGAUAAUAAUUUUGGACACAAUGACUUGGCUAAAGAGAAGGAUGACAGCGGAAGCAUGGAAUCAACACAAAUAGAUCAGAAGAGAAACAACAUUUCAAACGAGGACAAUAAUUUGCAGCUUGUAUUUGAUGAAAUUGAGGUUCCUGGGGUUGAAGUUAGCAGUCACAAAUCUACCCAUACUUUGGAUGCAAAUCUAGAGACUUCCUCUGUUGUUGAGAAGACAAUAUCUCUAAAAAACUUUGUUAGGGACAAAAGUAUAGUAGUAAUUUCCACUAUGUUGCGUCGUCUUUCUAGAAAAAGAGAUGAAAAUGUUGUGGGUAAUUUUGAUGAAGUGGGUCAAGAUGUUUCAAAUUCAUCAAGAGAUAAUGAAACUAAAGAGGCUUCUGAGAAGGUAAUGGAGAAAAUAACUUGGAACCCUUUGAAUAAUAUUAAAACGUCACCUAAUGUUGACGCAGAAAAUAAAAUUGAGCAAAAAGUGGAAUCCAUAACUGAGGGUCCACCAAUGCCCAUACCCAUGAAAGGAAGGAUUAUUGUGUACACAAGACUAGGGUGUCAAGAAUAUAAAGAAGUUAGAAAAUUUUUGUAUAUGAGAAGACUUAGAUAUGUUGAAAUCAACAUUGAUGUGUACCCCAGUAGAAAGAUAGAGCUAGAGAAGAAUUCUAGAUCUACUUCUGUUCCUAAGAUAUAUUUUAAUGAAAUACUUAUCGGAGGCUUGAGAGAACUAAAGAGUUCAAAUGAGUCUGGCAAGCUUGAGGAGAAGAUUGAGUACAUUAUUAAUGAAGCAUCGCCAUUUGAAGGUCCAUUGCCACCACUUUCUGGAGAGGAUGAUAUGUCCAGUUGUGGAGCACUUGAUGAAAUGGCUAUAAUUGUUCGCAAAAUGAAAGAAUACAUUGUUGUGAAGGAUCGAUUCUACAAAAUGCGAAGGUUUGCUCGUUGCUUUCUUGGCUUUGAAGCUGUGGACUUCUUGUCCGAAGAUCAAUAUUUGGAAAGAAGAGAGGCUAUUGAGUUUGCACGAAAGCUUGCUAGCAAACUUUUCUUUCAACAUGUUCUUAAUGAAAAUCUAUUUGAGGAUGGAAAUCACCUAUAUCGAUUUUUGGAUGAUGAUCCAAUUGUUGCAACUGAGUGUCAUAAUAUUCCAAGGGGGAUAACUACUAUAAAACCUAAGUCUAUGGUAGAAGUUGCAUCUAGGCUAAGGCUUUUGUCCUAUGCAAUGUUUGAAGCGUAUGCCUCUGAAGAUGGAUGUCAUGUUGAUUAUAGAAGCAUGCAUGGAAGUGAGGAGUUUGCCAGGUAUCUAAGAACAGUAGAAGAGCUUCAAAGAGGGGAAAUAUGGAAUUUGUCAAGAGAAGAGAAACUUUCUUUCUUUAUUAAUUUGUAUAAUAUGAUGACCAUCCACGCAAUUUUAGUAUGGGGUCAUCCAACUGGAGCAUUAGAAAGAAGAAAAUUGUAUGGAGACUUCAAAUAUGUUAUUGGUGGAUCCACCUACUCACUUUUGGCUAUCCAGAAUGGCAUUUUGAGAGGAAAUCAACGACCACCAUAUACCUUUAUGAAAUUGUUUGGUGUAAAUGAUAAACGUUUAAAGGUGGCCCUCCCUUUUCCUGAGCCUCUUAUUCAUUUUGCUUUAGUAUACGGUUCUAGAUCUGGACCAGCACUUCGGUGCUAUUCACCUGGGGACAUUGACAAAGAAUUAGUGGAUGCAGCCCGUGAUUUCUUAAGAAAUGGAGGCCUUUUAAUAGAUUUUACUGCAAAGGUUGCAUAUGCCAGUAAGAUCCUUAAAUGGUUUAGUGUAGAUUUUGGCAAGAAUGAGAUAGAGGUUUUGAAGCAUGUGUCAAACUACUUACAUCCAGCUGACUCAGAAUUAUUAUUGGACCUUCUUGCAACUUCUGAGUUGAAGGUGAUAUAUCAAACUUAUGAUUGGGGUUUGAAUUGCUAAUGUGGCCUAUUAAAUUUUGGUCAAUAUAACGCUUGUAUUCCUACUAACUAGUUUUUAUUACACAAAGUAGCGCUAACAUAACCAUUCCAUAUGUUAGCUUGUGUAAUCAUUUUGUACUAUAAUCUAUUUUUUAACUGUAAA
This is a messenger RNA of Abrus precatorius (Indian licorice), 2864 nucleotides long. RefSeq lists its product as uncharacterized. Bases 177 to 2723 code for a protein of 848 amino acids. NCBI's taxonomy places the organism in Eukaryota, Viridiplantae, Streptophyta, Magnoliopsida, Fabales, Fabaceae. The record is from RefSeq and is a predicted model, not a curated record. Gene Ontology annotation, biological process: intracellular signal transduction. The transcript has 7 exons.